Molecule: messenger RNA, 543 nt
Organism: Loa loa (African eye worm)
Lineage: Eukaryota; Metazoa; Nematoda; Chromadorea; Rhabditida; Onchocercidae
Exons: 2
Coding region: 1-543 (180 amino acids)
Source: RefSeq, a predicted model, not a curated record
AUGUAUAAAGAAGUAAUAACCAUCAGAAAGAUGUAUGAUAUUUGUUCAAGCAAAGCAUGUCCAAUUUUCCGGAUUAACGGUCAUGAAUUUGAUGUCUUGCAGAUUCAAAUCAGUGUUGGUUUUAUGUUGAAAAAAAGAAGACAGUAUUCAUUUUUUGUUGAAAAAUUUGGGAAAAAACCUAAGCCAUUCCAGUCAGUGGCUGUUACUUCCUUGUUAGGAAAAGGAGAGCAGGAGGAAACCCAAAUCUUUCAUCGGAAUUAUCUCCCACAAAGUCUCCUUCCUGAGAAAGAAUUUUUUCUAUUCACCACUAAACACUUUCGAUAUAAAUCAACUCUUGAGAUUUUCAUUAGUGAAAAUUUCAACAUACAGGCUGUUCUCAAUAUGGUCGGUGAUGCUAAAAAUUUUAUUAGGUGUGCCGCGUGGGAGCAUCUUUCUACUCUUUUUGAAUGCUAUUCUAGCAAACGAGCUAUCGUAACACCCAGGGUAUGCCGACCAUUCUUCCCUACAUCCCGUGCGCUCAUCAUUAUGAGGAAUACUCAAUGA